GCUGCUGGUGGCCAAACGGUUCAGUCGCUGCCAGCCGCAGCUGUUGGUGAGUUGUCUUUGGCCCUGGUUGUAUGUGUAUUAUUGUUGUUGUUGCUGGUGCUGGUGUUGGAGCUGCUGCUUCUGCUGCUGCCGUUGGAAAAGAAAAACGGAAAAGAGAAAAUGUGCUGGCAAUUGCACAAGAAUUAUUAACAGCAGCGCGUAAAAGAAAAAACGAAACAUUUCAAGGCGAUUAUUAUUAUUAGAAUUAGGUUUUGGAAAAGUCAACUAUAAUCACAACCACACAACAACAAGAACAAGAACAACAACAGCAGAAGCAGAAAUGCCGCCGCAUCGCUGGACAGAUGAGACGCGUGACGCCACCUGCUACUAUGACAAUGUGGCAACAGCAGCAGCUGGUGGCGCCUCCGAUGCGGAUGACGAUGACACCGAAGUGGAUGACGAGCGUCAAGCGCUCUGCGAAGCCGAUGCAGACGGCGACCGUCCGCUGAUACGAGCUGGCCAGACGGACCACAGCAGCAGCAGCAGCAGCAGCAGCAGCUGCGGCCUGCUGCAGUCGCGUCAUAUCUUCGGGCUAAUGGGCUUUCUGGGCUUCGCUGUUGUCUAUGCCAUGCGCGUAAAUCUCUCGGUGGCCAUUGUGGCCAUGGUCAACCAAACGGCCAUUCCGCACAGCAACAGCUCCGUGUUGGCCAACGAUACGUGCCCAAUGCCGCCGGCUCCGACGCCGAACGGCUCCUUCUGGCAGUCCCUGUCCACGCCCGCUGAGGGCGAGUUCGUGUGGGACGAGGCGACGCAGGGCCUGGUGCUGGGCAGCUUCUUCUACGGCUACGUGCUGACCCAGGUGCCCGGUGGCCGCAUGGCCGAGCUGGUUGGCGGCAAACGCAUCUACGGCUACGGCGUGCUCAUCACGGCGAUAUUCACGCUGCUGACUCCGCUGGCUGCCCACUGGAACCUGCCGCUGCUGGUACUGGUGCGCGUCCUGGAGGGCAUGGGCGAGGGCGUCACCUAUCCCGCCAUGCACGCGAUGCUCGCCCACUGGAUACCGCCACUGGAGCGCAACAAGUUCGCCGCCGUCGUCUACGCCGGCUCCAACAUUGGCACCGUCAUCUCCAUGCCGCUGACAGGCUGGCUCUGCUCGCAGAGGUUCCUGGGCGGCUGGCCGUCGGCGUUCUACAUCUUCGGACUGCUGGGCCUGGUGUGGUUCGUCUGCUGGAUGUACCUGGUGUACGACCGGCCCAGCGAGCAUCCGCGCAUCUCGCGCAAGGAGCGCGCCUACAUCGAACGCUCGCUGCAGCACGUACAGCAGCUGCAGCAGCACCACCACCACCACCAUCACCAGCAGGUGCCGGACGAGGAUGUCCUGGAGGAUGAGCACGAUGAGCCGGAGCCGGCUGCCAUUGAGGAGGAUGCCAUACCCUGGCGCUCGCUGCUCGGCAGCGUUCCACUGUGGGCCAUUCUGCUGACGCAGUGUGGCCAGAGCUGGGCCUUCUACACGCAGCUGACGGAGCUGCCCACCUACAUGAGCAACAUCCUCCACUUUGACAUCCAGUCGAAUGCCCUGCUCAAUGCCGUGCCGUAUCUGACCGCCUGGUUCGUGGGCAUCGCCUGCUCCGCCCUGGCGGACUGGAUGCUCGCCCGUCGCUACAUCUCCCUGCUGAACUCGUACAAGCUGUGGAACAGCAUCGCCUCGGUGGUGCCGUCGCUGGGUCUGAUUGGCAUCAUCUACGUGGGCUGCGACUGGGUCUGGGUCACCUUCAUGCUGGCCGGCGUUGGCUCGUUCGGCGGCGCCGUCUAUGCGGGCAAUCAGAUGAAUCACAUUGCGCUCAGUCCCCGCUAUGCGGGCACCAUGUACGGCAUCACCAACUCCGCGGCGAACAUUUGCGGAUUCCUCGCACCGUAUGUCAUCGGAUUGAUAAUCAACCAUCGGGAGACGCUCACCCAGUGGCACAUUGUCUUCUGGCUGGCAGCUGGCCUCAAUAUUGCCGGCAAUUUCAUUUACCUGAUCUUCGCCAGCGCCGAUGAGCAGAAAUGGUCCCUGACCCAGACCCAGACCCAGACACGGACACGAACACGGACUUCAGGAGCCACUCGACCUUUGCGCAUCUAGCGACGGCUCCGAGCGCCCAACAGCUGCACAAAGUCGAAUCGCUUUAAAUUAGUUAGGGCAUAAGCAUGUGUGAUAAUUCCGUGUGGAAUAAUUUCUUAAGUUCCCAGCCAGCGGAUGACGACGACGUCACAGUAUUCCCCCUCCCAGUCCUCAGACUCGCUACACUCUCCACUCGGUUUCUAACGAGCUCUCAGUUCUCCUCACUAAUUGGAAACUUUUUGCUCACUUCCCGGCUUCCAGCUCAAAGUUAUCCAAGCUCUUCCAGUCCCUUUCCAAUGGCUUACAAUUUCCGAAACACAUUUCUUAGAUGGUUUUCUGUUAUUUUCCAGUAGCUCAGAAUUAUCCACACUCCUUCAGUGAUUUCCAGUCAGUUUCCAAUAGCUAUGAUCACUUCCAGCUGCAAUAUUUGCUCUUCCACUACACUUCUAUUUUCCAAUAACGAAAACUUAUCGACUAUAAUCAAUUCCAGCCGUUAUUUUACCAUCUCCAAUGGCUUCCAGUAUCUGAAAGAUCUUUCAAUCUCAUCAAGUCACUUUCCAAUAAUUCCCAAUUUCCACUUUUUCGCUACUAUGCUCACUUACAGUAGUAUUUGUGGCACUUUAAAUGACUCUCAAUAACGCUUCCAAUGCCUUCCAGUAGCUUCAUGGGCUAUGUGCAAUUACAGCAGAACUUAUAGCGUUUAAAAGUUGAAACUCAACGCUAUCUAAGUUCUUUCAGUAACUUUCCAAAACAUGCUAACUAUAUACUUCCAUGGUCUUCUUUUUACUCAGUUUCCAGUGCUGAACAUGGUGCUUCCAGUAUCGAGGACUUUCAGUCCUUUCAUACGUUCCACUGGCUAUGACUUCCAGUCUAUUCGGUGGCAACUUCAAAAGUUGCUAUCCAUCUUAUUUAUGUAUAUCAAAUAUAGCUCCAAUUGAUCCCCAGCCGGGCUAACAAAAUGGCAAAAUCAACUAAGGUUUCGUCUACUCUAUAAAUUGUGGAGUGGGAACAGCAACCAGACAGACAGACAGACAGACAGACAGAUAUCGCUCUUAACAACGGACUGUGUUUUGCUAGAUGUUUUUCUUUUAUAUAUAUAUAACAGUACAUACCUAUACAUAUACAUAUAUACUAUAUAUACAACAUAGGCACUAGAGUUGACCUAUAACUAUAUAGCUUUAGCAACGAAAUUUUACGAACUAUACAUAUACCACAUAUACAGGAUGUAUUCCGAUAUAACUAUAUACAUAUACAUAUACAUAUAUAUAUUAUAUACAUUUAUGCCUUAAGACUAUAUAAAUUAUGUGUACAUAGCACCAAGAGAGGCAUUUUAAUGCCUCACAUCGAUAUAAAUUAUUCAAGAAUAAAGUCGCACAAACAUAUCGUCAA
This is a messenger RNA of Drosophila mojavensis, 3472 nucleotides long. It is a transcript of the gene MFS10, whose product is annotated as putative inorganic phosphate cotransporter. Gene Ontology annotation, biological process: transmembrane transport; monoatomic anion transport. Gene Ontology annotation, molecular function: transmembrane transporter activity. The record is from RefSeq and is a predicted model, not a curated record. The transcript is spliced from 2 exons. Bases 320 to 2104 code for a protein of 594 amino acids. NCBI's taxonomy places the organism in Eukaryota, Metazoa, Arthropoda, Insecta, Diptera, Drosophilidae.